This is a messenger RNA of Coregonus sp. 'balchen', 35201 nucleotides long. The record is from the annotation of a GenBank genome assembly. NCBI's taxonomy places the organism in Eukaryota, Metazoa, Chordata, Actinopteri, Salmoniformes, Salmonidae.
AUGUCUGACCCCGCUGUCUCUCCUGUGAACAAGAGACGACUGGGACAGAGCAGGGUGAAGAGAGUACAUCACACACACACACACACCUGCGUUGUCACUCAGUCACUUAUCCAUCCUCCCUCUUUCCGGUGACUGCACUCAGCAUCCAGCCUGUGAUUGGACAGGUGGCCCUUGCUCUUGCACUGUGUGUGUGUGUGUGUGCGCGAGAGAGAGAGAGCGAGAACAACAACACAAUUAGACCCAACCAAAUCAUGAGAAAACAAAAAGAGAAUUACUUGACACAUUGGAAAGAAUUUACAAAAAAACUGAGCAAACUAGAAUGUUAUUUGGCCCUAAACUGAGAGUACACAGUGGCAGAAUACCUGACCACUUUGACUGACCCAAACUUAAGGAAAGCUUUGACUAUGUACAGACUCAGUGAGCAUAGCCUUGCUAUUGAGAAAGGCCGCUGUAGGCUGACCUGGCUCUCAAGAGAAGACAGGCUAUGUGCACACUGCCCACAAAAUGAGGUGGAAACUGAGCUGCACUUCCUAACCUCCUGCCAAAUGUAUGACCAUAUUAGAGACACAUAUUUCCCUCAGAUUACAGAGAUCCACAAAGAAUUCGAAAACAAAAAACCCAAUUUUGAUAAACUCCCUUAUCUACUGGGUGAAAAACCCCAGUGUGCCAUCAUAGCAGCAAGAUUUGUGACCUGCUGCCACAAGAAAAGGGCAACCAGUGAAGAACAAACGCCAUUGUAAAUACAACCCAUAUUUAUGUUCAUUUAUUUUCCCAUUUGUACUUUAACUAUUUGCACAUUGUUACAACACUGUAUAUAUACAUAAUAUGACAUCAUAAAUGUCUUUAUUCUUUUGUAACUUCUGAGUGUAAUGUUUACUGCUAAUAUUUAUUUCACUUUUGUUUACUGUCUACUUCACUUGCUUUGGCAAUGUUAACUUACGUUUCCCAUGCAGAGAGAGAGAGAGAGAGAGCACUGUUUCCCUGGUGCUGGGUACCAUGACACCAUGCCGUAGUAUGAGGUAAUCUGUGUACUCUGACUGGUGCUCUUAAACUCCCAUUGUGUCAAUAACGUCAUCUGUCUCCCACACACACCAUCUCUGACCCUUAAACCCACAGCACUACAAUCCCACCCUCAGUCUGUCUGUCUGUAAGUACACUCUCAUCUCCAUACUACCCCUUAAGUGACGUGUUUUGCAUUAUAAUAUAAACAUUAUUUUGUCCAACAAAGCCCUACAUCAUGUCCAUACAACAUUUGUAUGUUAAUGUUAAGCUUAUUAUAUGCAUUAUCAGUCAUUGUACCCAACAAUGCAGGGAACUUCAGCUGUAGAAUGGGAAAUCAGGACAGGGUUUAAACCAGGACAGAUCUAAUUAAACAGAGGGUUAGACCAGGUGACCAGCAUAGAUGAGGAGAACUUGACUGCGUUCCAAAUGGCACUCUAUUCCCUAUGUAGUGCACUACUUUUGACCAGGGCCUAUAGAGACUCAAUUGGAACGCACACCAUGUCCCCUCAGGUGACCGGUGUUUGCCACUCCCAUAGAGUGAGGCUUGCUUGGCCUAUAUGGGCCAUGCGAGUCCCAGCAGAGAAGACUGUAGCAGAGGAUGGAGUUAGGGUCAGAGUCUGCAUCUCAAAUGAUUUCUCUUGUCUAGGAGAACACAGACUCCCGCAGCGCAGAGAGACCUUCAGCUAUUUGAACACUCGGGAGAGAAGAGAAAAUCAGCACACCGCUCUGUCCUUUUGUCACACACUCUUGUUUUCAUUAUUCCUUUUCACUCUUCUCUCUCGCUUUCUCUCUCUCUUCUCUCUCUCUCCCCUCUCUCCUUUACACUCCCUCCUCUCUGCAUCUAUCUCUCUCUUUCUCUCUGUCUCUCUCUCUCUCUCUCUCUCGCUGUUGAAUACUGAUCAGCAUGCAUAAACCGUAGCUACCAUUCCUCAACGUUCUUGAUGUGAUUUAUGAAUCAUCACUUUGUUGGGUUCAAGGCACGUAUAAUUGAAUGUUUAGAGAGUGGCAGCGUCUCUCAUAGAGAGGCUAAGGAGGAACAAUUAGACCCCCUUUUUUUUAUUUAACCUUUAUCUAUCGAGGCAACUGGCAAGUCAAUCAAGAGAGAGCAGCACUGAAUAAAUUAAAGUAAUAAAACAACAUAUAUUUACCUGGAGCUAACCCUGCAGAUAGCACCACUGUCACGACUUCCUCCAAAGCUGCCUCUUCUCCUGGUUUGGGCAGGCUUUGGCGUUCGUCAUCACCGGCCUUCUAGCCACUGCCGCUCCUCAUCUCAUCAUUCCAUUUGUUUUGUCUUGUUUAUUACACACACCUGGUUCAUAUACCCGCAUUAGUACUUGUAUAAGUGUUCCCUAUGCCCCCUUGUCCUUGUGUGCAUUGUUUAUUGUGAGGAGAGUGUAGCUUGGUUGAGCUCUGUGUAUUUUGUAUUGCCAGGGUAUUUUUCCCUGUGUGCCUGUUUGGUUCCAGUGCGCCUGUAUUGCGCACUGUACUGUUUGACGCAUUUCUAUGUAACUCUGGAUUCUGGAAUAAAUUCUGUAUUCUGUGAUUUACCCUCCUCCGCCUGACUCCUUCAAAUCACACAUCACAACUACUGGGUGAUCUGAAAAGUCAUAGUCAAUCGAUCAAUAAUAUAAUAAUAAUUUUUGCAAAAUUGUUUAUUUUCAAUUUACAAUCUGUAGAAACAAUGAGAAUAGAAAGGUUCAGAACUUUUGUGAAACAUCACAGCACAGUUGAAAAAUAUAUGGCAAAUAGAAAUCCAAUAUGGAUGGUGUUAAGAGAUAGAUGGGACGGGUUGAAUGGAGCUGAAAGUUGGGACAAAUAGUUCCCACAUAUGCUGAGCACUUGUUGGGUGCUUUUCCUUCACUCUGUGGUCCGACUCAUCCCAAACCAUCUCAAUUUAGUUGAGGUAGGGGGAUUGUGGAAGCCAGGUCAUCUGAUGCAGCACUCCAUCACUCUCCUUCUUGGUAAAAUAGCCCUUACACAGCCUGGAGGUGUGUUGGGUCAUUGUCCUGUUGAAAAACAAAUGAUAGUCCCACUAAGCCAAAACCAGAUGGGAUGGCGUUUUGCUGCAGAAUGCUGUGGUAGCCAUGCUGGUUAAGUGAGCCUUGAAUUCUAAAUAAAUAACAGACACCAGCAAAGCACCCCCACACCAUAACACCUCCUCCUCCAUGCUUUACGGUGGGAAAUACACAUGCGGAGAUCAUCUGUUCACCCCCACCGCGUCUCACAAAGACACAGCGAUUGGAACCAAAAAUCUCCAAAGGACAGAUUUCCACCGGUCUAAUGUUCAUUGCUCAUGUUUCUUGGCCCAAGCAAGUCUCUUCUUCUUAUUGGUGUCCUUUAGUAGUGGUUUCUUAACAGCAAUUUGACCAUGAAGGCCUGAUUCACACAGUCUCCUCUGAACAGUUGAUGUUGAGAUGUGUCUGUUACUUGAACUCUGUGAAGCAUUUAUUUGGGCUGCAAUUUCUGAGGCUGCAAUUUCUGAGGCUGGUAACUCUAAUGAACUUAUCCUCUGCAGCAGAGGUAACUCUGGAUCUUCUAUUCCUGUGGCGGUCCUCAUGAGAGCCAGUUUCAUCAUAGUGCUUGAUGGUUUUUGCGACUGCACUUUAAGAAACUUUCAAAGUUCUUGAAAUGUUCUGUAUUGACUGACCUUCAUGUCUUAAAGUAAUGAUGGACUAUUGUUUUUCUUAUUUCAGCUGUUCUUGCCAUAAUAUGGACUUGGUCUUUUACCAAAUAGGGCUAUCUUCUGUAUACCCCCCCUACCUUGUCACAACACAACUGAUUGGCUCAAACGCAUUAAGAAGGAAAGAAAUUCCACAAAUUAACUUUUAAGAAGGCACACCUGUUAAUUUAAAUGCAUUCCAGGUGACUACCUCAUGAAGCUGGUUGAGAAUGCCAAGAGUGUGCAAAGCUGUCUUAAGGGUGGCUAUUUGAAGAAUCUCAAAUAUAAAAUAUAUUUUGAUUUGUUUAACACUUUGUUGGUUACUACAUGAUUCCAUAUGUGUUAUUUCAUAGUUUUGAUGUCUUCAAUAUUAUUCUACAAUGUAGAAAAUAGUAAAAAAAUAAAGAAAAACCCUUGAAUGAGUAGGUGUUCUAAAACUUUUGACCGGUAGUGUACAAGCAGGAAGUAAAGGCCUAAGGGUUGUUGUUCACUCGUUUACUCCAAUUAGGGGAGGGGUGGUAGGGUUGGAAAGUAAUAAAGGAAUAAAUGUAUGUAUAUGUAUUUAUAUGUAUGUAUGUAUGUGCGUAUGUAUAAAGAGCUGUCAAAGGACACCAGAAACAAAAUUCUAGACCUGAACCAGGCUGGGAAGACUGAAUCUGCAAUAGGUAAGUAGCUUGGUUUGAAGAAAUCAACUGUGGGAGCAAUUAUUAGGAAAUGGAAGACAUAAAAGACCACUGAUAAUCUCCCUCGAUCUGGGGCUCCACGCAAGAUCUCACCCCGUGGGGUCAAAAUGAUCACAAGAACGGUGAGCAAAAAUCCCAGAACCACACGGGGGGACCUAGUGAAUGACCUGCAGAGAGCUGGGACCAAAGUAACAAAGCCUACCAUCAGUAACACACUACGCCGCCAGGGACUCAAAUCCUGCAGUGCCAGACGUGUCCCCCUGCUUAAGCCAGUACAUGUCCAGGCCCGUCUGAAGUUUGCUAGAGUGCAUUUGGAUGAUCCAGAAGAGGAUUGGGAGAAUGUCAUAUGGUCAGAUGAAACCAAAAUAGAACUUUUUGGUAAAAACUCAACUCGUCGUGUUUGGAGGACAAAGAAUGCUGAGUUGCAUCCAAAGAACACCAUACCUACUGUGAAGCAUGGGGGUGGAAACAUCAUGCUUUGGGGCUGUUUUUCUGCAAAGGGACCAGGACGACUGAUCCGUGUAAAGGAAAGAAUGAAUGGGGCCAUGUAUCGUGAGAUUUUGACUGAAAACCUCCUUCCAUUAGCAACGGCAUUGAAGAUGAAACGUGGCUGGGUCAUUCAGCAUGACAAUGAUCCCAAACACACCGCCCGGGCAACGAAGGAGUGGCUUCGUAAGAAGCAUUUCAAGGUCCUGGAGUGGCCUAGCCAGUCUCCAGAUCUCAACCCCAUAGAAAAUCUUUGGAGGGAGUUGAAAGUCCAUGUUGCCCAGCGACAGCCCCAAAACAUCACUACUCUAGAGGAGAUCUGCAUGGAGGAAUGGGCCAAAAGACCAGCAACAGUGUGUGAAAACCUUUGACCAGUGUCAUUGCCAACAAAGGGUAUAAAACAAUUGGAAGUACAUGUCACGCCCUGAACUCCAUGGGACUCUUGUAUUGAGUCCGGGUGUGGAGUUCUAUGUUAGUAUUUCUAUAUUGUAUUCUAGGUUGUGUAGUUCUAUGUUUGGCCGGGUGUGAUUCCCAAUAAGAAGCAGCUGUCGCUCGUUGUCUCUGAUUGGGGAUCAUACUUAGGCAGCCUAUUGGCACUCAUUAGUGGUGGGAUCUUGUUCCGUGUUAGAGGCUUGUUUUGUGUUUAGCCUUAGGACUUCACGGUUCGUUGGUUUGUUGUUUUGUUUUGUGUGUUUAUCAGUGAAAUAAACAUGUAUGCCUUUCACGCUGCGCCUUGGUCUGACCCGUCCUUCAACGUCCGUGACAGAAGAUCCCACCAAACACGGACCAAGCAGCGUGCCCAGGAGCAGACAGCCUGGACAUGGGAGGAGAUCCUGGACGGAAAGGGAUCCUGGACAUGGGAGGAGAUUCAGGCUGGGAUGGAUUGCCGUCCUUGGGAGGAGACAGUGGAGGCCCGGUUUAGAGAAGAGCAACGGCAACACAGAAGGCGCCGGCCGAGGAAGAAGCCCGAGAGACAGCCCCAAGAAAACAUUUUGGGGGGGCUAAAAGGGUGGUCGGGGAUCGAUGGAGAAGAGCCCCGACCACUGCACUCGUGGGGGCUCAGGGAGGAGUCCUCACGGUAGGAGGACUGGGCGAGGAGAGUGAAAGACUGGUACAGUCGGAGAUCUCUAACGUCAGUUCCCAGUCCGGUACACCUUGUGCCUGCGUCUCGCACCAAGCUAGUGGUGCGUGUUCCCAGCACGGCCCGUUCCUGCUCCUCGCACCAAGCCAGUGGUGCGUGUUCCCAGUCCGGCCCGGCCUGUUCCUGCUCCGGUCAGCAGCUCCAGUCCGGAGCCAGAGCAGUCCGCUCCACCGGUGCCCGGUCCAGCUCCGGUCAGCGGCUCCAGUCCAGACCCAGACGUCAGCCCCUCUCCACUCCGGAACCAGAGCAGUCCGCUCCACCGGGGUCCAGUUCAACGUCCGUGACACUACAAUCUAUCUGCAAUAUUAAAGCUGAUCUACCCCCCCCCAAAAAAAAAAUAUCAUAAUAAAACAACAAAUGUGAAGUGUUUUUUUAAAAAAUCCCCUUAGAGGAUAAUUAGACAUUAGCACAUGCUUUUGUUUAUGGCUGGUUUUAUGUGUUUUUUGUUUCUAUUUUGUAACUGUCUUGCUCUUCUGAUAUGGCUCCACUACUAGAUUUCUCUGUUAACUCAAUGCGUGUGAAACUGAAAGUGCUCGUUUACUUUCCUGCCAAUAUACACCAGGUAGUAACCACAGAUGGCCUGAUUUGUUUGUGUGAGUGUGGUGUUUCAUAUAGUGCUGCAUCUUCCAUCUUCUAUACCCCCCCUUUCUUCAUAAGUAUAUACAGGAAUUUCUGUAGCAGACCACUUUGGAAAGCACUGGCCGUUUUGGCACCCAGUCCAUGAGCCAAUAGUUCUUGUUUAGCAAACUGGACAACCUUCACACCAACUCCCUGAUUUAAUGGAUCAAUAACUGACACUGGGUUAAGUCAACUCAAUCCCUUCACUACGCUGAUAUAUCACCAAGUAAAUGAGAAUCGACAAGGAGUGGUGGAAAGAAAGUAGUACCUAACUAAAUUCAACCUUGUAGCCACACCUGUGUGCUGUUUACUGUGGUAAACAACUUCUGUACCUACAGUGGUUUAGCUGUUCAGCGGUUUAACUCUCUCUCUCUCUCUCUCUCUCUCUCCCUCCCUCCCCCUCUCUCCCUCCCUCUCUACAGUGGGUGUUGGCCUUUGAGAUCUUCAUCCCCCUGGUCCUCUUCUUCAUCCUGCUGGGCCUGCGCCAGAAGAAACCUGCUAUUCCCGUCAAGGAAGGUAGGAGCUUCAGAAAAGAGUGUAAAAAUAAAAGAGUAAUAGAAGUGAUGUAAAGUGUCAGUCUGUUUGUUACCAUGCCAACUCCUUGUAACUCAUUGUCCUGCCAAACAUUGUUUGGCAUUAUUAUUACAUUUAUUUGAACAGGGACCUUGUACAACAAAACAUAAGUCUCAGAUGCGUUGUACCAAAUUUAGCCAACAGCUAAUUUCCGUCUGCAGUCCCCGGGCAGGUACAGCAUAAACAAGGAAAACAUUAUUUAUACGAACAGACAACAUACAAACAUCAGACAUAAUUUUUUUUAUAUGUACAUACUGUAAUAAUAAAAAAUACAAAUAAAACACAGGUCAGGACAAACAGAUACUUUUCCACACAGAAGUCAAGACAUUGCACAUAUGAAUCAUCAGACACAUUGCUAUUGGAUCUAUGAGUUGUAAAAACACAGUAAAAAACAGCAACAAAAACAAACAGCAACAAAAAAGCUUAAUAAGUGGCUACAAGCCUGCUGUUCAUUUAACCACUUUUUCAAUUUUUGUGUAAAAGCACUGACACUAGCCACACGUUUACAUUUUCUGGAAGUUGGUUCCAGCGGUGAACAGUUUUUUACAGAAAAUGCAGAUUGAGCAAAAGCUGUUCUACACACUGGAACUACAGUUUCCAUUCACUGCUCCCCUGGUAUUGGACCAUAUACUGUAGAUAGUAAUGUACUCACUUGACUACUUAAGGGUUGUGGAGCAAGUCCAUGUACACAUUUAAAAAGCAGCUUUACAUUUGAACAUUUACAAAAACUUCAAAACUUAACAAAUUGUGUUUCUUGAGAAUUUAACAAUGGUGAUGAAUAUGCGGGUUUCUGAUCAAAAACCUUCAAUGCACGCUUGUACUUGUCAGGGCGUGCUGUAGGUGUAGUGGUGGAAUCAAACGCAGGACUCAGAACGAUAAUCCAAAGACUUGUAUUAAAGCCAAAACCAAGGCAAAAGGACAACUGACCCGAAGGCGAAAAUACGCACGAAGGCGAAAUAGUAACAGCGCACAAACAGGUGCGAAAAUACUCCAGCGCAGUGGAGAGAAGCUCAACCGAGCGAAACACACGACUGACGAAAAUCAAUUACACACAACACUAGACAAACACAACGAGAAACUUAUAGGACACUAAUUACGCCCAAAAUAGAAACAGGUGUGAAAACAAACAGACAAAAGCAAACGAACAUGAAACAUACAACGGUGGCAGCUAGAAUUCCGGAGACGACGAACGCCGAAGCCUGCCCGAACAAGGGAGAGAGGCAGCCUCGGCCGAAACCGUGACAGUACCCCCCCCCUUGACGCGCGGCUCCAGACGUGCGCCGACUCCGGCCUCGGGGACGACCAGGAGGACGCGGAGCAGGGCGCGUCGGAUGCCCCCGAUGGAAUUCCGUCAGGAGCGACGGGUCCAAAAUGUCUCUCCUCGGCACCCAGCACCGCUCCUCCGGACCGUACCCCUCCCACUCCACUAGAUACUGGAGACCCCCCAUCCGACGUCUCGAAUCCAAGAUGGACCUCACGGAGUACGCCGGUGCCCCCUCGAUGUCCAACGGGGGCGGAGGAGUCUCCAAGAUCUCAUUUUCUUGGAGUGGGCCCGCUACCACCGGCCUGAGAAGGGACACAUGGAACGAGGGGUUAAUACACUUAUACUCCACAGGUAGCUGUAAUCUAUAACAUACCUCGUUCAACCUUCUCAGGACUUUAAAUGGCCCUACAAACCGCCGACCCAGUUUCCGACAGGGCAGGCGGAGGGGCAGGUUUCUGGUAGAGAGCCAGACUCGAUCACCAGGUGCGUACACCGGUCCCUCACUGCGGUGGAGAUCAGCGCUCGCCUUCUGACGUCGGAGGGCCCGUUGCAGGUGGACGUGUGCAGCGUUCCACGUCUCCUCCGAGCGCCGCGCCCACUCAUCCACCGCAGGAGCCUCGAUCUGGCUCUGCUGCCAGGGUGCCAGAACCGGCUGGUAACCCAACACACAUUGAAAUGGAGUUAGGUUAGUGGAGGAAUGGCGUAGGGAAUUCUGGGCCAUCUCGGCCCAGGGAACGUACCUUGACCACUCCUCCGGCCGGUCCUGGCAGUAUGUUCUGAGAAACCUACCCACAUCCUGGUUUACGCGUUCCACCUGCCCAUUACUCUCCGGGUGGUACCCCGAGGUGAGGCUCACCGAGACCCCCAACCGCUCCAUAAACGCUCUCCAGACUCUGGAGGUGAAUUGGGGACCCCGAUCAGCCACAAUGUCCUCGGGUACCCCGUAGUGCCGGAACACAUGGGUGAACAGUGCUUCGGCAGUUUGUAGGGCAGUAGGAAGACCCGGCAUGGGGAGCAAACGACAGGCCUUAGAGAACCGGUCCACAACGACCAGGAUAGUAGUAUUCCCUUGGGAGAGGGGAAGGUCUGUUAUAAAGUCCACAGAGAGGUGGGACCAUGGUCGUUGUGGAACGGGCAGGGGUAGCAACUUACCCCUAGGCAGAUGUCUAGGCGCCUUACACUGGGCGCACACCGAGCAGGAGGAAACAUAAACCCUCACAUCCCUUGCCAACGUGGGCCACCAGUACUUGGCACUAAGAUAGUGCACUGUCCGGCCGAUACCCGGAUGUCCAGAGGAGGGUGACGUGUGAGCCCAAUAGAUCAAUCGAUCCCGAACCUCGAGCGGAACGUACUUCCGACCCUCCGGGCACUGUGGUGGACUAGGGUCGGUGCGUAACGCCCGCUCGAGUUCAGUAUCGACCUCCCACACUACCGGUGCCACCAGACACGACUCAGGCAGUAUGGGAGUGGGCUCCACGGACCUCUCCUCCGUGUCAUACCGCCGAGACAGCGCAUCUGCCUUGCCAUUCUGUGACCCAGGGAUGUACGUGAUUUUAAAAGUAAACCUGGUCAAGAACAUACUCCAUCUUGCCUGGCGAGGGUUCAGCCUCCUCGCCGCCCGGAUGUACUCCAGGUUACGGUGGUCCGUCAAAAUGAGGAAAGGGUGUUGAGCCCCCUCAAGCCAGUGCCUCCACACCUUUAGAGCCUGUACCACGGCUAACAGCUCCCGGUCCCCUACGUCAUAGUUCCGCUCCGCCGGACUGAGCUUCUUAGAAUAAAAAGCACAGGGGCGGAGUUUAGGUGGCGCGCCAGACCGUUGUGAAAGCACGGCUCCUAAACUGGCCUCUGACGCGUCCACCUCUACCUGGAACGGCAAAGAGGGAUCCGGAUGCGCCAGCACCGGGGCCGAGGUAAACAGGUCCUUCAGCCUCCCAAACGCCCUGUCCGCCUCGGCCGACCACUGCAGACGCACCGGACCCCCCUUCAACAGAGACGUGAUGGGAGCUGCCACCUGUCCAAAACCCCGGAUAAACCUCCUGUAGUAAUUUGCAAACCCCAAAAACUGCUGCACCUCUUUCACAGUGGUUGGUGUUUGCCAAUUACGCACGGCCGACACCCGGUCUACCUCCAUCUUCACCCCUGACGCAGACAACUGAUAACCCAAAAAGGAGACCGACUCCUGGAAAAACAGACACUUCUCUGCCUUCACAUACAGGUCGUGCUCCACCAGCCUCCGCAACACUCUACGCACCAGGGCCACAUGCUCGACACGGGUAGGCGAGUACACGAGAAUGUCAUCAAUGUACACAACCACCCCCUGCCCCUGCAUGUCCCUGAAGAUCUCAUCCACGAAUGAUUGGAAAACUGACGGAGCGUUCAUCAACCCGUAUGGCAUGACCAGAUACUCGUAAUGGCCCGAGGUGGUACUAAAGGCUGUCUUCCAUUCAUCACCCUCCCUGAUGCGCACCAAGUUGUACGCGCUCCUGAGAUCUAAUUUCGUGAAGAAACGCGCCCCAUGCAACGACUCAGUCAUGGUCGCAAUCAGCAGGAGUGGAUAACUGUACUUCACCGUAAUCUGAUUGAGACCACGGUAAUCGAUGCACGGGCGCAAACCACCAUCCUUUUUCUUCACAAAAAAGAAACUCGAGGACGCAGGGGAAGUGGAAGGCCGUAUGUAUCCUUGUCUCAGAGAUUCGUCUAUGUAAAUCUCCAUAGCUUUCUUCUCCUCCUGAGACAGAGGAUGGCUCCGUGGGAGCGCAGCUCCUGCCUGGAGGUCUAUCGCACAAUCUCCCUGCCUAUGGGGUGGCAACCGCGUCGCCCUCGCCUUACUAAACGCAAUAGCCAAAUCCCCAUACUCAGGGGGAACGUGCAAUGCGGGCACCUGGUUUGGACUCUCCACCGAGGUAGCCCCUACGGAAACGCCCAAACAUCUACCCACACACUGAGCAGACCACUCCAUCAGAGCCCUCUCCUGCCACGAAAUAGCUGGGUUAUGGGUACUCAACCAGGGCAUGCCCAGCACCACCGGAUACGCAGGAGAGUCAAUCAGGAACAGCUGAAUCAUCUCCUGAUGAUCCCCCUGCGCACACAUCCUAAGUGGCGCCGUGACCUCCCUGAUUAAGCCCGUACCCAACGGACGGCUAUCUAGGGCAUGAACGGGGAAAGGAACAUCAACAGGAAUAAGGGGAAUCCCUAACGCUAAACAAAACUUCUUAUCAAUAAAAUUCCCAGCCGCGCCUGAAUCUACCAGCGCCUUAUGCUGGGAAUGAGGUGCUACCUGUGGAAAACGCACAGGCAUACAAAAAUGGGCAACAGUGAGCUCUGGGUGAGUGGGGUGCCUACUCACCUGGAGGGAAUCCCCAGUGCGGAACCUGUCGUCAUCUCCCCUAGGAGGCCAUCCCCAGCACCUAGCCGCGGUGUGUCCUCCCCGACCACAGUUGGUGCAGUGGAUGGACCCCCUAGCCUGCCGACUCCUCCUCUCUCUAGCGCCAGCGCCCCCGAGCUCCAUGGGACACGGCUCGGAGGCGCUGGAGGGUGAAAUGGACGGACCCUCCGCAGGACGUCCGCGGGUAGCCAGUAGGUUAUCCAGCCUGAUGGACAUGUCGACCAGCUGGUCGAAAGAGAGGCUGGUGUCCCUACAAGCCAGCUCCCGACGGACGUCCUCUCGUAGGCUACAUCUGUAUAGAUCGACGAGGGCCCGAUCAUUCCACCCUGCAUCUGCCGCUAGAGUACGGAAUUCGAGAGCGAAUUCCUGGGCACUCCUCCUCCCCUGCCGGAGGAAGACCAGACGCUCCCCCGCCGCUUUCCCCUCCGGGGGAUGGUCAAAACACCGCCCUGAAGCGGCGGGAGAACUCGUCGUAGGUAAUAGUCGCGGCGUCGAUCUUCCUCCACUCCGCGUUGGCCCAUUCCAACGCCUUCCCGGCCAGGCAGGAGAUCAGGGCGGACACGCUCUCAUGCCCCGAAGGUGCCGGGUGCACGGUGGCCAGGUAUAGCUCCACCUGGAGGAGGAAUCCCUGACACCCAGCCGCGGUUCCGUCGUAGGCCCUCGGGAGAGAGAGUCGGACUCCUCGAGGUUCCGGCGCUGGAAUGGGCGGACUGGCCGAUGGUGCUGGCAGGGAGGGAGGCGGUGGAGGCGUACCCCAGCCUCGGAGGGUGGUGAUCACCUCCUGCAGGGCGGUCCCCAUCUGCAGGAUCUGGUCCUGUUGUUCCCGAACCUGGGCCUCCAGUCUCGUCUGUCCUGCUUCGGCUCCUGCUGAUUCCAUGGUAGGUGUGUAAUUCUGUCAGGGCGUGCUGUAGGUGUAGUGGUGGAAUCAAACGCAGGACUCAGAACGAUAAUCCAAAGACUUGUAUUAAAGCCAAAACCAAGGCAAAAGGACAACUGACCCGAAGGCGAAAAUACGCACGAAGGCGAAAUAGUAACAGCGCACAAACAGGUGCGAAAAUACUCCAGCGCAGUGGAGAGAAGCUCAACCGAGCGAAACACACGACUGACGAAAAUCAAUUACACACAACACUAGACAAACACAACGAGAAACUUAUAGGACACUAAUUACGCCCAAAAUAGAAACAGGUGUGAAAACAAACAGACAAAAGCAAACGAACAUGAAACAUACAACGGUGGCAGCUAGAAUUCCGGAGACGACGAACGCCGAAGCCUGCCCGAACAAGGGAGAGAGGCAGCCUCGGCCGAAACCGUGACAGUACUGAGAUUUGCAAUGUUUUGAUUGGCCUUUUUUUCCUGCUUGUGACAAACUUGCAAUGCAAUAGGACCUUAGCAGCAUUAGUGUUAAGACAGUUUCUUAUACAGUGCCUUCAGAAAGUAUUCAUACCCCUUGAUUUAUUCCACAUUUUGUUGUGUUACAGCCUGAAUUCAAAAUGGAUUAAAUAGUAGUUUUUUUCUCACCCAUUUUCACACAAUACCCCAUAAUGACAAAGUGAAAACAUGUUUUUAGACAUUUUAGCAAAUUGAUAGAAAAUGAAAUACAUAAAUAUCUAAUUUACUUAAGUAUUCACACCCCUGAGUCAAUACUUUGUAAAAGCACCUUUGGUAGCGAUUACAGCGAUUAGAGCUUUCCACGCCUGGAUUGUGCAACAGUUGCGCAUUAUUCUUAAAAAAAUUAUUCAAGCUCUGUCAAAUUGGUUGUUGAUCAUUGCUAGACAACCAUUUUCAGGUCUUGCCACUCAGGAACAUUCAGGAAAAUUCACUGUCUUUUUGGUAAGCAACUACAGUGUAGAUUUGGCCUUGUGUUUUAGGCUAUUGUCCUGCUGAAAUGUGAAUUAAUCUCCCAGUGUCUGGUGGAAAGCAUACUGAACCGGGUUUUCCUCUAGGCUUUUGCAUGUGUUUAGCUCCAUUCAGUUAAUUUUUUAUCCUGAAAAACUCCCCAGUCCUUAACAAUUACAAGCAUACCCAUAACAUGAUACAGCCAUCACUAUGUUUGAAAAUAUGGAGAGUGAUACUCAGUAAUGUGUUGUAUUGGAUUUGCCCCAAACAUACAGUGUAUUCGGAAAGUAUUCAGACCCCAUGACUUUUUACACAUUUUGUUACGUUACAGCCUUAUUCUAAAAUGGAUUAAAUUGUUUUUUUCCUCAUCAAUCUACACACAAUACCCCAUAAUAACAAAGUAAAAACAGGUUUCUUGACAUUUUUGCAAAUGUAUUAAAAAUAAAAAAACGGAAAUAUCACAUUUGCAUAAGGAUUCAGAUGCUUUACUCAGUACUUUGUUGAAGCCCCUUUUGGCAGCGAUUACAGCCUCAAGUCUUCUUGGGUAUGACGCUACAAGCUUGGCACACCUGUAUUUGGAGAGUUUCUCCCAUUCUACUCAGCAGAUCCUCUCAAGCUCUGUCAGGUUGGAUGGGAAGCGUCGCUGCACAGCUAUUUUCAGGUCUCCCUAGAGAUGUUAGAUCGGGUUCAAGCCCGGGCUAUGGCUGGGCCACUCAAAGACAUUCAGAGACUGAAGCCACUCCUGCAUUGUCUUGGCUGUGUGCUUAGGGUCGUUGUCCGAUUGGAAGGUGAACCUUCGCCCCAGUCUGAGGUCCUGAGCACUCUGGAGCAGUUUUUCAUCAAGGAUCUCUCUCUCUGUUCAUCUUUACCUCGAUCGUGACUAGUCUUCCAGUCCCUGCAGCUGAAAAACAUCCCCAAUGCAUGAUGCUGCUCCACCGUGCUUCACCGUAGGGAUGGUGCCAGGUUUCCUCCAGACGUGAUGCUUGGCAUUCAGGCCAAAGAGUUCAAUCUUGGUUUCAUCAGACCAGAGAAUCUUGUUUCUCAUGGUCUGAGAGUCCUUUAGGUGCCUUUUGGCAAACUCCAAGUGGGCUGUCAUGUGCCUUUUACAGAGGAGUGGCUUCCGUCUGGCCACUCUACCAUAAAGGCCUGAUUGGUGGAGUGCUGCAGAGAUGGUUCCAGAGUGGCGCAGUGGUCUAAGGCAUUGCAUCUCAGUGCUUGAGGCGUCACUACAGACCCCCUGAUUGGGAGUCCCAUAGAGCGGCGCACACAAUUGGCCCAGCGUCGUCCGGGUUUGGCCGGUGUAGGCCGUCAUUGUAAAUAAGAAUUUGUUCUUAACUGACUUGCCUAGUUAAAUAAAAAUUUUUUAAAUGGUUGUCCUUCUGGAAGGUUCUCCCAUCUCCACAGAGGAACUCUAGAGCUCUGUCAGAAUGACUAUCUCCCUGACCAAGGCCCUUCUCCCCCGAUUGCUCAGUUUGGCUGGGCGGCCAGCUCUAGGAAUAGUCUUGGUGGUUCCAAACUUCUUCAUUUGAAGAGUGAUGGAGGCCACUGUGUUCUUGGGGACCUUCAAUGCUGCAGAAAUUUUUUGGUACCCUUCCCCAGAUCUGUGCAUCGACACAAUCCGGUCUCGGAGCUCUACGAACAAAUCCUUAAACCUCAUGGCUUGGUUUUCGCACUGUCAACUGUGGGACCUUAUAUAGACAGGUGUGUGCCUUUCCAAAUCCUUUCCAAUCAAUUGAAUUUACCACAGGUGGACUCCAAACAAGUUGUAGAAACAUCUCAAGGAUGAUCAAUGGAACAGGAUGCACCUGAGCUCAAUUUUGAGUCUCAUAGCAAGGGGUCUGAAUACUUACUGUCAACUGUGGGACCUUAUAUAGACAGGUGUUUGCCUUUCCAAAUCCUUUCCAAUCAAUUUUAUUUUUAAUACAUUUGCAAAGAUUUCUAAAAACCUUUUUUCUCUUUGUCAUUAUGGGGUAUUGUGUGUAGUAGAAAAAGCCAGCAGCGUUGCAGUUCUUGACACAAACCGGUGCGCCUGGCACCUACUACCAUACCCCGUUCAAAGGCACUUAAAUAUUUUGUCUUGCCCAUUCACCCUCUGAAUGGCACACAUACACAAUCCAUGUCUCAGUUGUCUCAAGGCUUAGAAAUCCUUCUUUAACAUGUCUCCUCCUCUUCAUCUACACUGAUUGAAGUGCAUUUAACAAGUGACAUCAAUACGGGAUCAUAGCUGGAUUCACCUGGUCAGUCUAUGUCAUGGAAAGAGCAGGUGUUGUUAAUGUUUUGUAUACUGCGUGUAGGUCUAUAAUUAUUGACCAUAAAACAAUCUCCAGACUUGAAUAUGGGGGUAACGACAACUGACCAGGACAGCAAUGGAUUUGGCAAAAUCACAAAGUGAUCUGGGACCAGGUUAAUGCAGAAGGAGAUGAGAGGAGGCGAGGACGCAGAGGGUUGAGGAGUAAUGGUGGUUGGUGGUUGGUUAAUUACUGUGCUGUGCAUACGUGGUAAUCUCUCAUGCUUAGCCUACUAUUGCCUCCCAGUGGGGAAGUGGUCCACUUAAGUGAUACUGCCAGAGAAGCCGGUGUUUGGAGGAUAUAUUUGUCAAGGGCCGUUAAACCGUGCCAAUAUAUCCUCCAAACACCGGCUUCGAGGACAUUAUCACUUUUAUACAACAGGUAACCAACAUAUUCGUUCUAAAUGUUCCAUUGCCAUACUGGCUGGCAACGUUCUUAUCCCUUGCUUGCUAGCUAGCUAACUACAGCUAACUUACAGUCACGUCAAAGAGUGCAGCCAGAAUAACAGCAAAGUAGCUGCAUUUGCAUUUGCUUAAGCUGUUUUCUAGUGACAUUUUUUUGGAUACAUCCAUAACAAUGAGCAAAUGAGGCGCAAUUUCGCCUGGCAUAGAAAAUGUGCUCACUCAUCAGGACACUGUUGUUCAGAGGAGCUGGCCAACAACACAGCUACAGUAACACAAUCAAUUCAAACUGAAGCUGGAAAGACUGCAAAUUAGCUGCGUUUCAUUUUACCUGUUUUUAAUUUACAUUUUUUUGUAUAUAUCCAUAAAAAUUAUGUCAGCUGAUUCAUGAUUUCGACUAGCUGAGAAACAAUGCCUGCCUCUCUAUCUCAUCCCGACUCCCGACACGUUCAUCACUAUGGGACAACUGGAGAUCGAAUUUCAAUAUUGAAACAAUGUUGCAAAUGUCAGAGAGACAGACAGCAAGGUUUACGCUGUUGAAAACGAAAUGUUAGUCUAAAAGAAAUGUGAGUUAAUGUCUAGAUGCUUUUUAUAGUGGAGAUCAAGUUUAUAAAGUGCCUGGCUGGGCUGAUGAGACAGUGGAUUGCGCAGUCAGAUGGAACAGAGUAAAUAGGCAUUUUAACGUCAUAGAUUUAGCCGGUGGCAACUUGUGGAAUAGACACCGGCUGGAAUGCGGUUUUAACCAAUCAGCAUUCAGGAUUAGACCCACCCAUUGUAUAACAGUUCAAACACAACACAUUCAUCUAACCAUACUUUCAUUGACAGUCCCACUGUACAGUUCUAGAAGAAAAUGAACAGUGCUGUAGUCUACAAAGCUCCAUAGGUACAGAUGUAGAUACAGACGCAUAGUGGCCUAAAUAUAGAAUGUAUGCGUCUCAAAUGGCACUGUAUUCCCUAUAUAGUGCACUACUGGUCAAAAGUAGUGCACUAUAUAGGGAAUAGGGUGCCAUUUGAGACACAGCUUAUGUGUGUUGUUUUGAAUAGCCACCUAUUUCUGUUCAGUUGUAGAAGGCAAACAUUAGCUUUGCUAAUCUGCUAGUGAAGGGCUGGUUGCAAAGACACUGCUGUCUAGUCGUGUUGUCAUUCAUAGUACUGUUAGUCAUGUUUAGUUAUGUUAGUUUGUGUCAUUGUCCACAGACAUCCACACCUGUUUUAUUUACAUGUUUUUUUUUCUCUUUUACUCUAUGGCCCUCUACUCUUUCUUUCUCUCUCUCUCUGUCUCCCUCUCUCUCUGUCUUCUUUCUCUGUACUCUACUCCCCUUCUCUGCUCCCCUUCUCUGCAUGACGCAUGUUCUCUGCAUGCUGGAGCAGUCUGUAAGUGUCAAAGUUAUCUUUAUUAUUGUGACUCUGACUGACUAAUCUAUGGUUAUAUUUACCUUGACUCUGACUCGGGUCUCCUAAUACAGCCCUGUCUAGGAUGUGGGACAGGUGUGUGUGUGUGUGUAUAUGGGGUAGCCUAGCGUUUAAAAGCCUUGGGCCAGUAAUCGAAAGGUCGCUGGUUUGAAUCUCUGAGCAGACUAGGUGAAGAAUCUGUGAAUGUGCCCCUGAGCAAGGCACUUAACCCUAAUUGCUCCUGUAAGUCGCUCUGGAUAACAGCGUCUGUUAAAGAACUAAAAUGUAAAAUGGCUCUUUGUUGUCAGCACCGUACUGAGUCGCAGGCAUCCCAAAUGGCACCCUAUUCACUUUAUAGUGCACUAGUUUUGACCAGGACAGUGCAUUAUAUAGGGAAUAGGGUGCCAUUUGGGACGUAGUCUCAGUGACUGGGGUGGGAUCUGUCUACAAUGUCAUCUCCAGCCAACAGAUCCUAUUUCACACAUCUGACUAACACUAAAGAGCUUUGUGCCUAGGUUAGCGCUGUAAGGCACACACUGGUACCCUGCCACAUAUACACACAAACACACACAUACACACACGCAGGUGCACACCCACCGGCUCAAGUGUAUAGGGAGCGAAUACGAAGUGUUAUCUGUGACUGCACUCACACAUUCACGACGACAAAUAAAAUCACUGGGCUGUCCGUGUGAAAAUAAUAUUCCUUCAUAGGGAUGUGGGAAUCAGUAUGGGUGUCUAUGUUUCUGUGUUUCUGUGGAAACCAAUUACUGGUAGCAACAUAUACAGUGCCUUGCAAAAGUAUUCAUUCCCCUUGGCGUUUUUCUUAUUUUGUUGCAUUACAACCUGUAAUUUAAAUGGAUUUUUAUUUGGAUUUCAUGUAAUGGACAUACACAAAAUAGUCCAAAUUGGUGAAGUGAAAGGAAAAAAAUUACUUGUUUCAAAAAAAGCUAAAAAAUAAAUAACGGAAAAGUGGUGCGUGCAUAUGUAUUCACCCCCUUUGCUAUGAAGCCCCUAAAUAAAAAAAAUAGGAAAAAUGCCAAGGGGGGUGAAUACAUUCGCAAGCCACUGUAGUACAUUAUGUAUACAUAACAUACCUGUACCAUACAUCUGGCUGGAAGUAGCUCUAACUGACUGACACUUGAUCUACUUUUCUGCUGGUUUACUGAUCUAUUAAACCAUUGACUUUGAUGAUCUUGUGUCCGUUUAUCCAGAGUUCAGUGUGUGAAGGGGGACCAGAUGUCAGGUCUGAACUGGGAUGUAAUUUGGGAGAUAUGACUGUUUGCGUCCCAAAUGGUACCCGAUUUCGUAUUUAGUGCACUACUUUUGACCAGAGCACUAUUAGCCCUGGUCAAAAAUAGUGCACUAUAUAGGGAAUAGGAUGACAUUUCAAAUAAAAUAAAAUACAAAUCGUCACAUACACAGUUUACAGCAGGUAUAAAAGGUGCAGUGAAAUGCUUAUGUGCCAGCUCCUUCAAUGCAGAACAAUAAUCAAUAUCAAUAAAAACAAUACAAGUAGUCAAGGUCAAAAAUACUGUAGCAAGUAAUAAAAGAGAAAGUAUGCAUAGUAAUAAUAGACUGUAUUUACUAAUAUAAAGUUGGUAGUGUCUUGGUCGCGCCGUAGAAUACAUUAUAUAUAAUAGAAAAGUAGUCACAUGCUUCGUAAACAACAGGUGUGGACUAGCAGUGAAACGCUUACUUACGGGCCCUUCCCAACAAGGCAGAGAGAAAGAAAAUAGAGAAAUAAUAUAAAUAUAAUAACACGUAAUAAUAAAAGUAUUAAUAAAUACACAAUGAGUAAAAAUACCUUGGCUAUAUACACGGGGUACCAGUACUGAGUCAAUGUGCAGGGUUACGAGGUAAUUGAGGUGGAUACAGUGGGGGGAAAAAGUAUUUAGUCAGCCACCAAUUGUGCAAGUUCUCCCACUUAAAAAGAUGAGAGAGGCCUGUAAUUUUCAUCAUAGGUACACGUCAACUAUGACAGACAAAAUGAGGGAAAAAAAUCCAGAAAAUCACAUUGUAGGAUUUUUAAUGAAUUUAUUUGCAAAUUAUGGUGGAAAAUAAGUAUUUGGUCAAUAACAAAAGUUUCUCAAUAUUUUGUUAUAUACCCUUUGUUGGCAAUGACACAGGUCAAACGUUUUCUGUAAGUCUUCACAAGGUUUUCACACACUGUUGCUGGUAUUUUGGUCCAUUCCUCCAUGCAGAUCUCCUCUAGAGCAGUGAUGUUUUGGGGUGUCGCUGGGCAACACAGACUUUCAACUCCCUCCAAAGAUUUUCUAUGGGGUUGAGAUCUCCAGGACCUUGAAAUGCUUCUUACGAAGCCACUCCUUCGUUGCCCGGGCGGUGUGUUUGGGAUCAUUGUCAUGCUGAAAGAUUGUAGGAUUUUUGCUCACCGUUCUUGUGAUCAUUUUGACCCCAUGGGGUGAGAUCUUGCGUGGAGCCCCAGAUCGAGGGAGAUUAUCAGUGGUCUUGUAUGUCUUCCAUUUCCUAAUAAUUGCUCCCACAGUUGAUUUCUUCAAACCAAGCUGCUUACCUAUUGCAGAUUCAGUCUUCCCAGCCUGGUGCAGGUCUAUAAUUUUGUUUCUGGUGUCCUUUGACAGCUCUUUGGUCUUGGCCAUAGUGGAGUUUGGAGUGUGACUGUUUGAGGUUGUGGACAGGUGACUUUUAUACUGAUAACAAGUUCAAACAGGUGUUUGUAGGUGACCAAAUACUUAUUUUCCACCAUAAUUUGCAAAUAAAUUCAUUAAAAAUCCUACAAUGUGAUUUUCUGGAUUUUUUUUCCUCAUUUUGUCUGUCAUAGUUGACAUGUACCUAUGAUGAAAAUUACAGGCCACUCUCAUCUUUUUAAGUGGGAGAACUUGCACAAUUGGUGGCUGACUAAAUACUUAGGCGUUGUCGUGCACUCUUCAGGACUGUGUUGGUGUGUGUGGACCAUGAUAGAUCCUUAGUGAUAUGGACACUGAGGAACUUUAAGCUCUCGACCCGCUCCACUACAGCCCUGUCGAUGUGAAUGGGGGCGUGCUUGGCCCUCCUUACAGCACAGUACAAUGCAUACAGGUUUUGUAAGUGUAGGUCUUUGUAAUCCCUGUGGGAAUUGAACCCACAACCUUGGAUUUUGCUUGUGUUCUGCUCUUACCAACUAAGCAACACAGGACUUCAAUUCCAGCCAUGCAGUUAUCAAGGAACAUUCAGUUUCAGAAACAACUUUUUGACAGGCAUGUUCUGUGGUUUGACAUCUUUAUAGUCUACUGUGCCAUGGGUUACUAAUGCCUGGAAGGAGAAGCAGCAUGAUCCCUGUGUGUGUGUACGUGUGUGUGCGAGCGUGUGUGUGUGUGUGUGUGUGUGUGUGUGUGUGUGUGUGUGUGUGUGUGUGUGUAUGUGUGCGUGCGUGUGUGUGUCUGUGUGUGUGUGUAAGGGUUGGAUGUGUAUAGAGUCAGUGCAAAUAGUCUCUAAGGUGCAGGUCUGUGCAUGGUAGACUGGUAGGGUUAGCUGUUCAGCAGUCUGAUGGCCUGGUGGUAGAAGCUGUCUCGGAGCCUGUUGGUCCGAGACCCGAUGCACCAAUACCGCUUGCCAGAUGGUAACAGAGUGAACAGUCCGUGGCUCUGGUGACUGGAGUCCUUGGCGAUCUUCUGGGCCUUCCUCAAAGACCGCCUGUUGUAGAUGUCCUGGAGGGCAGAGAGCUCACCCCCAGUGAUGUAUUGGGCCAUCCUCACCACCCUAUGUAGAGCCUUCCGGUUGAGGGCGGUGAUGCAGCCGGUCAAGAUGCUCUCGAUUGUGUAGCUGUAUAACUUCUUGAGGAUCCGAGGGCACAUGCCAAAUUUCUUCAGUCGCCAGAGGUUGAAGAGGCGCUAUUGCGCCUUCUUCACCACGGUAGUGGUAUGGUUGGUCCAGGUCAGGUCCUCUGUGAUGUGCACGCUUAGUAACUUGAAGCUUUUGACCCUCUCCACUGCAUACCCGUCGAUGACAAUAGGGGCGUGCCCCCCCUUUCUUUUAGUCCACGGUCAGCUCCUUGGUUUUGCUGACGUUGAGGGAGAGGCUGUUCUCCUCUAACCUCCUCCCUGGCAGAGUGGUGCCAGGAAACAUUUGGGAUGACUGUCAUCUUCAAAAGGCUGCCAUCACUAGAGAGUCUGUCACUGUAACACUUAACAUGACAGAUAUUACUCAGCAGCUCUGAAUACUAGUUGCCUUUAGGCACAGAUCUGGGAUCAGUCUACCCUCUCCAAACCUUACAUUAACCAUCAGAGGUGGGAAACCCAAAACAAACUGACCUUAGACCAGUGUCUCUAGGGGCAGCUUCAUCCUAGACCAUCAUGAGAAGUGCUCACAUAAGGACUCCUUCAUCUGGAAUUGGCUCAGAAGUGGGUGUUUCUAACUUUUAUAGGUUAUUCAAUAAGACAGUAAUAGCACCAGAGUAAGUGUCAGCAGUUUAGCCUCAGAUUGUAUUAGGAUAAAGCAACGUUGGUGAGAUGGAUAGAUUUUUUAUAAUCAAAGGGGGUAAUUCAUUUUUAUACCCGAGUCAUUAUAUGAACAAAAAAGCUGCAAAAUAUCACUGCACAUUAAGAACAAUCAGACAAAACUGCAUUAACAUCAGAACACUAGUUGAUCCGUUUAAUCAUGUAUAGAUGUAGAUCACAAACAGCUUUUAGGAAUAUCCUUAAUAGGUAGCGCUCUACAAUGCCAAUCAAGGCAACCGUUAUAUCAAACAAUACAUUCUCAAAGUGACCUAUUUGUUGAUAGCUAGGAUAUGCAUAGUUAGGAUGCUUAUUGUUUUAUCCAAAGGGAUGCAUAACAGUGUAAUAUGAGGGAUGAAUGGAUGUAUCAUUGAAGAGAAUAGAGAGUGUUGUUGCCAGGCGGAUGGAUGGAGCUGCUGCUGCUGAGAGAGAAGGUUUGAGAAAAACUCCCCACGGUAGUCAUGGAAACAUGGGCCAUUCCAUUGUACAGUAUUAUUAUAUUUAACCUAUAUUUUAUCAGGGAGUCAUACUGAGACAAGGUCUCUUUUACAGAUGAGCCCUGAAUUACAGAAAUUACAGAAAAACACAAAUCAAAAUAUAAAUACAAAAUGCAAGCAGAAAGAAAAACACGGUCAUAAGAAAACACAUUCAUCAGUAAUAAGGUCCUCAAUCAGCUUUCUGAAUUGCCUUAGAGGUACCAGAACAUCAAAUUUAAGAACAUUUUGAAGAUUGUUCCACAAAUAAGGUGCAAGAAAACUAAAAGCUGAUUUACCUAACUCAGUAGAGACCCAAGGAAUUUCCAGAGUUAGCCAUCCCUGAUGCCGGGUGUGGUAACUCAUAUGUCUGAAGUUUAGUAAUGAUUUUAGGUACAGUGGGACUUUUUGUAAAAGAGCUUUAUCAAUACUAAUUUCAGAUCAAUAAAGUUUUUCUUUAGUACAAUGAAGGCAGACAAUAGCGUACACAACAGUAUCAUCGGCAUACAAGUGCAGGUAAAGCAUUUUUUACAGACAUCAAUAUUCUUAAUGUAAACAGUAAAAAGUACAGGACCCAGAAUCGACCCCUGCGGCUUGGUGAAAGUGUGUCCAGCAGCAGUCACGAUUUAUGAGCGGAUUAGAAACCAGAGCACCAUUUCGUUGAGACAGAAUGAUGACAUUAUGUCUGAGAAUUCAACCCUGACAUCUUGGUCCUUCUCCUCUCUGGCUACUGACUGUGUGUUAUCUGUGAUCUGGGUUUUUUCUUUCUUUCUAACCACCUCUCUCUUUUUCUCUUUCCUCAUUUCCAUACUUUUUGGGGUUCGGUCUUUCCAUUGAAACCUUCCAACCUCCUCCCAACCAAUCCUUCCUUGCUUUUCCUGUGAAUCAUGUCUCUUUGUCCUGUCUAUCUUUGUCCUGCAUAUCUCUCUCUGCCCUUCUCUAUCCCUGUCCUCUCUCUCUAUUCCUGUCCUCCCUACCUACCGCCUGUACCUCCCUGUCCUUCCCUGGUGUCCGUCCUCUCUGUCCAGCCUUCUACAGCGCAGCUCCACUCACCUCAGCAGGCAUCAUUCCCAUCAUGCAGUCUCUGUGUCCCGACGGCCAGAGGGACGAGUUUGGCUUCCUGCAGUACAAGAACUCCACGUGAGUCAGACAGUCCCAGCUUUUUCUCUCUCUCUCUUUCUCCCUCUCCCUCUCUGUAUCUCUCUCUCUUUCUCUACCUCCCCAAUUAUGUUUCUCUCCUCUUUACGACAGGCAGCCUUUAGUUUAAUGCCACUAACCAUAUUGUCCUAACAGUGUUAAUGUCCAUAACACUUAACAGCAGGAUUGGAUGGUGGUCAUUACCUGUAAUUGUAUGCAUGUGAUUGAUUCAUCUCCUUCUGGUUAGUGUUUUGAUUUGUGGGCCUCUCCUAAUGGGAGGGGGCUGUCAUUGUGUCUUUACCUAUUACUAUACCCCACACCUCUCUCAAUACACUCUCCUCUCUUUUCGCUCUCUCUCUCUCUCUCUCUCUCGCUCUUCUCUCUCCCAUCUGUCUUCUCCCUCUCUCUUUGACCCUUCCUUUCACUCCCUCCACUCUCUUUCCACCUUUCUUUCCCUCACUCACCUCUAUUUCACCCCUCCUCUCCCCCCUCCCCUCCCCCAGUGUGACCCAGUUGUUGGAGCGGAUCCAUGAGGUGGUGUUGCAGAACCACCUGUUUACAGCAGACAGGCCAGGACUGGGCCAGGAGCUGGAGUCCCUACAGCAACACCUGGAGAGCCUCAGCACAUCCACAGGGUCCUCCCCACUGGACAACAACUUCAACACCAGCCAAGGUGUGUGUGUGUGUCACAUUUCUUUUUUAAAGGUUAUGACAGUUAUUUUAUUUCAUCCAUAACCGUCGGUUACACGGUUAAAUGGUGAUACAGCCCCAUGUGUGUGCGUGUUACAGUAAACCUGUAUCUCUGUGAUGCGUGAUUUGAAGGAGUCAGGCGCAGGAGGUUAAAUCACAGUAUACAGAGUUUAUUCCGUAAUACAGCGUUAACCAGUCCAGUGCGCAAAACAGGUGCACUGGAACAAACAGGCACACAGGGAAAAUACCCCAGCAAUACAAAAUACACUGGGCUCAACUGAGCUACUAUCUCCUCACAAUAAACAAUCACCCACAAAGACAAGGGGGCAGAGGGAACACUUAUACACGUACUAAUGAGGGGAUAUGAACCAGGUGUGUGUAAUAGACAAGACAAAACAAAUGGAAUGAUGAGAUAUGGAGCGGCAGUGGCUAGAAAGCCGGUGACGACGAACGCCGAAGCCUGCCCGAACAAGUCGUGACAGAACCCCCCCCACCUUGAAGCGCAGCUCCAGCAGCGCGCCGACACCGGCCUCGGGGACGGCCAGGAGAACGCAGAGCAGGGUGAGCCGGAUGGCGACGGUGGAAAUCCUGCAACAGAGAGGGAUCGAGGAUAUCCCUCACCGGGACCCUGCACCGUUCCUCCGGACCGUACCCCUCCCACUCCACGAGGUACUGAAGGCCCCCCACCCAACGCCUCAAAUCCAGGAUGGAAGGACGGAGUAUGCCGGGGCCCCCUCGAUGUCCAGAAGAGGCGGAGGGACCUCCCGCACCUCAGACUCCUGGAGCGGACCAGCCACCACCGGCUGGUCCGCUCUGAGGAGAGACACAUGAAACGAGGGGUUAAUGCGAUAAUCAUGGGGGAGUAAUAACCUAUAGGUAACCUCUUUGAUUCUCCUCAGGACUUUGAACGGCCCCACAAACCGCGGGCUCAGCUUCCGGCAGGGCAGGCGGAGGGGCAGAUUCCAGGUCGAGAGCCAGACCCGAUCACCCAGUAUGAAGACCAGGGCCUCACUGCGGUUGCGGUCAGCGUUGGCCUUCUGACGACGCACUGCGCGUUGGAGGUGGAAGUGAGCAGCGUCUCCUCCGCGCGCCGAAACCAGUCAUCCACCGCAGGAGCCUCAGUCUGGCUCUGAUGCCACGGUGCCAGAACCGGUUGGUAACCUAAAACACAUUGGAAUGGCGUUAGGUUAGUGUAGGAGUGACAGAGAGAGUUCUGGGCAUAUUCAGACCAUGGCAAGAACACCGACCACUCCCCCGGCCUGUCCUGGCAGUAGGACCGCAGGAACCUACCCACAUCCUGAUUUACCCGUUCCACCUGCCCAUUAGACUCUGGGUGGAAACCAGAGGUCAGGCUGACCGAGACCCCCAGAUGUUCCAUGAAUGCCUUCCAGACCUUGGAUGUGAACUGGGGACCCCAGUCAGACACUAUAUCCUCUGGUAUCCCGUAGUGCCGGAAGACGUGUGUAAACAGGGCCUCCGCAGUUUGCAGGGCCGUGGGGAGACCGGGCAGAGGAAGGAGGCGGCAGGUCUUGGAAAAGCGGUCCACAACGACCAGGAUGGUGGUGUUACCUUGAUAGAGGGGAAGAUUGGUAAGGAAAUCAACACUCAGGUGAGACCAUGGUCGUUGUGGAACUGGUAAAGGCUGUAACCUACCCGAUGGGAGGUUCCUAGGUGCCUUACUCUGGGCGCGCACCGAGCAGGAAGAGACAUACACCCUCACGUCCUUAGCCAAGGUAGGCCACCAGUACUUUCCGGUCAGGCAGCGCACUGUACGAUCGAUACCUGGGUGACCAGAAGAGGGUGACAUGUGUGCCCAGUAGAUCAGCCGGUCACGGAUAAGAGCAGGCACAUACUGCAGCCCAGCUGGACACUGAGGUGGAGAUGGCUCUGUGCGUAACGCCUGCUCUAUAUCCACGUCCAUCGCCCAUACUACCUGGCGCCACUAUGCAGGAGGCCGGGAGUAUGGGGGUGUUGUCUCUGGGCCUCUCCUCUGUGUCAUACAGCCGUGACAAUGCAUCUGCCUUCACGUUCUUCGUACCCGGGAUGUAUGAUAGUGUGAAAUCAAACCGGGUGAAGAAUAGGGCCCACCUGGCCUGGCGAGGAUUCAGCCUCCUCGCUGCCCGGAUGUACUCCAGGUUACAGUGGUCCGUCCAGACGAGGAAAGGGUGUUUCGCCCCUUUGAGCCAAUGCCUCCACACGGUCAGGGCUCGGACAACAGCCAACAGCUCCCAAUCACCAACGUCGUAGUUCUGCUCCACCGUGCUGAGCUUCUUGGAGAAGAAGGCACAGGGGUGGAGCUUGGGUGGCUUGCCUGAGCGUUGAGAUAGGACAGCGCCUAUCCCUACCUCGGACGCAUCCACCUCCACUACGAACGGUAGUGAUGGAUCAGGGUGGGCCAGUACCGGGGCUGAGGUGAACAGACCCCUCAAGUUACUGAAGGCCCUGUCAGCCUCAGCAGUCAGUUUGUGGGUAUCUAUCUUAAUUUCAUGAGUUUAUUUUUGUACCCAGCACCUGCAAGUUAUUGGAUGUACAUACACUGCAUUUGAUUCUGUUCUGUGCGAUAUCUAUUGGAGAAGCAGUUCCUGGCCCGGGUAUCCUGGAUGGAUAUUGACCUCAUUCCGUCAGUAGAGGAUGCCUGGUUGUUCUUUAAAAGUGCUUUCCUCUCCAUCUUAAAUAAACAUGCCCCAUUCAAAAAAUGCAGAACUAAGAACAGAUAUAGCCCCUGGUUCACCCCAGACUUGACUUCCCUUGACCAGCACAAAAACAUCCUGUGGGGUACUGCAUUAGCAUCGAACAGCCCCCGCGAUAUGCAACUUUUCAGGGAAGUCAGGAACCAAUAUACACAAUCUGUAGCACUAACUCCAAAAAGUUUUGGGACACUGUAAAGUCCAUGGAGAAUAAGAGCACCUCCUCCCAGCUGCCCACUGCACUGAGGCUAGGAAACACUGUCACCACCGAUAAAUCAAGAAUUUCAAUAAGCAUUUUGCUACGGCUGGCCAUGCUUUCCACCUGGCUACCCCUACCCCUGCCACCAGCUCUGCUCAUGCUGCCAAACAUGCCCUCGUAAAACUGACUAUCCUACCGAUGCUUGACUUCGGCGAUGUCAUUUACAAAAUAGCCGCCAACACUCUACUCAGCAAAUUGGAUGUAGUAUAUCAUAGUGCCAUCCAUUUUGUCACCAAAGCCCCAUAUACCUUCCUCCAUUGUGACCUGUACGCUCUCGUUGGCUGGCCCUCACUACAUAUUCAUCGCCAAACCCACUGGCUCCAGGUCAUCUAUAAAUCACUGCUAGGCAAAUCCCCGCCUUAUCUUAGCUCAUUGGUCACCAUAGCAACACCCACCCGUAGUAUGCGCUCCAGCAGGUAUAUCUCACUGGUUAUCCCCAAAGCCAACACCUCCUUUGGCCGCCAUUCCUCCCAGUUCUCUGCUGCUAAUGACUGGAACAAACUGCAAAAAUCUCUGAAGCUGGAGACGCUUAUCUCCCUCACUAACUUUAAGCAUCAGUUGUCAGAGCAGCUUACCGAUCACUGCACCUGUACACAGCCCAUCUGUAAUUAGCCCACCCAACUACCUCAUCCCAAUAUUGUUAUUUAUUUUGCUCAUUUGCACCCCAGUAUCUCUAUUUGCACAUUUUCUUCUGCACAUCUAUCACUCCAGUGUGAAUACUAAAUUGUAAUUAUUUUGCAUUAUUUCCUAUUUAUUGCCUUACCUCCAUAACUUACUACAUUUGCACACACUGUAUAUAGAUUUUCUAUUGUGUUAUUGACUGUAUGUUUUGUUUUAUCCCAUGUGUAACUCUGUGUUGUUGUUGUUUUUAUUGCACUGCUUUGCUUUAUCUUGGCCAGGUCGCAGUUAUAAAUGAGAACUUGUUCUCAACUGGCUUACCUGGUUAAAUAAAGGUGAAAUAAAAAAUUUAAAAAAUGUAGAUUAUCUGUGGUUGUGCUGUGUGAUUCUAUCCCUGCAGGGUUCACAGUAGCUAGUGUGUUGAAGAACCAGUCAGGGUUCCAUCAGUUCCUGGUCAGGAAUCUGUCCCUCCCCAACGACACCGCCAGCCUGCUUCUCUCCACUCCUGUCAACCUCAAAGAGGUCUGUGUUCCUGUCACAUGCUCGCACACACACACACACACACACACACACACACACACACACACACACACACACACACACACACACACAUACACACACAUUGUACCUCCCUAGUCCUCAUCUACCCCUGGGGAGUGUUUUGAUUAUAGGCUAAUGCAGAGUUUAAAUUCAAAUGUUGUGACAUGACUGAUGAACAAGGAAGUAAGAAACAAUGUUAGUAUAGACUGCCAAAUCUGAAAUCUUGGCUAUUGGGUAUAUUUACUUUUAAAUAACACAAUUUUGACAUCUAAAUUUGAAUAUACACCCGUUUGCCAAGAUUUCAGAUUUGGCAAAGACUUAUUGUCAUUGAGGAGUGACAUUGAAUCAUACCGUAUCAAUAUAUGGCUCAGUGCCUCCCACCUUUCUGUUUCCCUCCAUCUCUGUCUCAGUUCAUUGUCUAGGCCUUCUCCAGUCACUCACUUUCUCUCUGUCCCUCCAUGUUUCUCUUCAUUAUCCUGUCUUUCUGACAGCUUUCCCUAUGAGAAAAAACACUGAAAGCCUGUCUGCCACCUGUGUGUGUGUGUGUGUGUGUGUGUGUGUGCGUUUAUCUUCCUGUUCUCUGAGUGUGUGGGUCCUCUCUUUCCCCUGCUGAACUGUAGGUCUUCAACCUGAUAUUUGGCCUGUACCCCAGAACUGGAGGGGGGAAUAGUCACAGUUCUGGAGGGGAAAAAGAGACUGCACACACACCUGCAGAGAAGAUCCUUCAACUGGAGGUAGGCUACUAAUGGAAAAUAUUGAAUUGAAUUGAUCUGAUUCUGUGUAUUAGUUCAGCAGUAAUCCCCUCCUUUCCUCCCCUCAGGAGAAGCUGCUAGGAGCCAUGCAUAGUCUGGAUGGUGGACUGAUCCACAAAGCUUUAAUAGACCCAACCAAAGCAGUUCAUCGGCAGGCCCUGCUCAAACUCAUGUCCCAGGCUUUAGGCCUAGCAGGAGGAGGGGCAGGCCAGAGAUACGACCCCCAGGGACUGAAGGAGGUGGAGGUACACUGCCUAUCUUAUAUAUCCUCCUCUAUCUGAAUCAUCCCCCAUUUCUUUCCUCCUUCCUCCUGUCUUUUUUUCUAUUGAAUCAAUAGCCUUUAUCGUACAGGACUACCAUUGAAAUAAUUGAUACCACACUUGAUGAUGAUGAUGAUGAUGAUGAAUUGUGUUGUAUGUGCUGUUGAUUGUUUGUUUGUUUUUUCAAAGGGUGUUCUCCUGACUGGUGCCAUGUUGGAAAUGCUUACCUGUGGGGAGGACGGGACUGGUGAGCUGAGCAAGAUCCUAUUGGUUCCUGAGAAGCAGCAGUCCCUGCUCCAGGCCUAUCGCAGCUCAGUGUGUGGUGGUGGGGCGGGACAAAGGACUGAGCGCUUUGGAGAGAUGAGCCAGGAGCUGCGAGAGCAGAUAGACACACAGAGCCUUAUUGACAAGGUACAUUAGAGACAAUCGCUUCGUCCAAAAUGGCACCCUAUUCCCUAUUCAGUGCACUAAUUUUGACCAGGGCCCAUAAUAAAAAAGUAGUGCACUAUAUAGGAAAUAGGGUGCCAUUUUGGACGCACUCAAUGGCUGCUUUGAACUGAGAAUCCCUGUGGUGACGUGCUUUUCCCGCAUCAAACACACAUAAAUAAAUACUGUGGAUUUGUGUUUGGAAUGGCAGACAUUCUAUGGCUCCUCAGUAUAUAUCUCAGUUUCAAUCUCAGAUAGUAUCUAUCUCAGUAUAUACUGUAUAUCAGUAUCUAUCAAUAUAUACUGUAUCUCAGUAUCUAUCUCAGUAUAUACUGAAUCUCAGUAUCUAUCUCAGUAUCUAUCUAAGUAUAUACUGUAUCUCAGUAUCUAUCUCAGUAUAUACUGUAUCUCAGUAUCUAUCUCAGUAUCGAUCCCAGUAUAUACUGUAUCUCAGUAUCUAUCUCAGUAUCUAUCUCUAAUACUCUCAUUAUUCUCUCUCCCUUUGAUUCUUCUCCACAUCUGUCUCUUUUUUCUCUUUCUCUCACUCUCUCAUUCUCUCCCCCUUUCUUCUGUCUCCACACCUCUCGGCCUUCUCUCUCCAGCUGCAUCUGGCGCAAGCCAACUCCUCGGCCCCUCUAUCCCAGUCCCACCUGGGUGCUCUGCUGAAGGACUUGGCUGACGUGGAGAGGCUCCUCAGGGAUGUAGACCUGCUGUCAGGCCUGGCUCGCCUGCUCCCCAAGGGGGCCUGUGCCGGCCACGCCCCCCCCGGGGCUCUAGCCAACACCACCACUUCCUGGUCCCUCAAUGCCACCACCUGGGGGCCCAAUACCACCGAGAACCCCUGGGGGGAGGGCGGAGAGGAGGAGGGGGGAGGAAGAGAAAAAGAGGAAGUGAAAGAAGAAGAGAACCCUCGCUCGCAGUUUUCUGCCUUUGUGCAGCUGUGGGCAGGGCUGCAGCCUAUUCUGUGUGGGAACAACAGGUUUGUGUCUAUGUAAUAGAAUCAUUCCUAUGCCAUUGUUCUUUAACUGGAGAUCCAAUAGCCUGAGUGCUAGUUUGUUUGUGCUAUCAUGCCAAUUCCCUGUCACCCACUGUCAUGACAGCAUGGACUUGCUUGAGCACAAACAGAUCUGGAACCAGGCUGGAGAUCUACAGGGUGUGCAGGCUUAUGUCCCAGCCAUAUAAUAACACACCUGAUUAAACUAAUCAAGGGCUUGAUGUUUUAAAUUGAUAAGAUGCAUCAGGACCAGGCUAGAGAAACACUGUGCUGUAAACCUAUGCUGUAAAGGCUGAAGUUGUUGAUCCCUAUCUACUGUCUCCAGGAUCAUUGAGCCAGAGGCUUUAAAGCAGGGGAAUAUGAGCUCUCUGGGCUUUACCAGUAAAGAGCAGCGCAAUCUGGGCUUACUAGUGCACCUGAUGACUACAAAUCCCAAGAUCCUCUACUCUCCCAUUGGCUCACAGGUGGACAAAGUCAUUCAGAAGGCAAGUACAUGAUCAUGUUCUUUCAGGCUCUGUCGUCUGUAUCAUUAUAGUGUAUGUAGUGUACAUGUACACAGUGACUUGUGCCUAUACAGUGUCCUGUAAUGGAGUUAUUCAGAUGUCAUUUUUGCAUUGCUUGGUGAAACAUGAGCAGACUAUAGAGCUAUGUACACUGCUGCCCAGGCAUCGUCUAUAUUAAUUUGAUAAAGUACUAGGAAAACAACUUGGAAAUGCUUACGUACACAAGAUGCCAAGACUAAACUGAGGAUUGCCGGUGCUCCAAUUUUUUUUUUAUUUAUACUGCCUAGCUGUUGUCAGACACUUUGAGACUCAACGUAUUAUUGAGAACAUGUUGGGAAUUCAGUAGGAGCCCCAUGGUAAUUUGUAUCCCAGCCUUACACAUUAAUCAUGUAGCUACAUGUUCUGUACAUCGGUUAAGGGCAAGAUGUGUAGGAAGUCAAUGUGUUGCUAGAUGAAUCAUGCCAUCCUCAGUCCCCGGAGGUCUCACUAAACCACAACAUAUGCAGAACUGGCCAUUGAUUCUGUUUCUCUGUACAUCCCACUAGUUACUAAUGGCUUGUUAUUGGCAGAUGGUCUAUAGCUAGAUUUGUUAUCUUAGCAAGAGGACUGGAGGAGGGAGGGAGGUUGAGAAAUGAACAAAACUAGAGAAGGAGGGAGGCAGAAAAUGGAGGGAAGGGCCACAUAAAGGACUCAACAGAAAAGGACAGUUGAAAGGAUGUGGAUAGAGUAGCUAGAGACAUUAAUGGGACUAGAGACAUUAAUGGGACUGGGAUAGCUCUGGUCCAGGAUGUGGCUUACUGACACUGAGAAGCCUCAGCACCAGCAAUCUGCACGUAACACCCUGGACCAGAGCUAGGACUGGGAUAGCUUCUUCUGUGUCGGUGACAUGUGGCUCUGCUUCUGUGUGAAGGCCAAUGAGACGUUUGCGUUUGUGGGGAACGUGACUCACUACGCCCGGGUGUGGCUCAACAUCUCUGCCCAGCUCAGGACCUACCUGGAGGAGGGCAAGCUGCACCACCACCUGGCCUGGUUGCAGCAGGUAACACACAGCUUUUAUAUUUCUUCAUAUACAGUAACAGGCACUAUUUACCUCACCUCAUAAGGUAAUGUUGUCUGAUAAAUGGCAUAAGAUUUAACUGGCAAUCUUGAAAAAAUGUUUUGUCCCCCACACAGUACAUUAAUACAGUUCAUAUCUUGCCUGAUAAGCCCAUAUGUACACUGUAACAUAAACACAUACACACUACUGGACAAUAAGCCCAUGGAUAUGCCUACCUGUGUACUAACUCCUUAUGUAUUCCUCUUCCUAGUUGACCUCUGACCUACGUGGUCACCCGGAGCUGCUGAAUGGGACAGACAGUGAUCUGCUGCGUGGGCUGCUGGAGGGCAACUACACCCUGCCCAACACCUCCACCCUGCUGCAGCAGCUGGACACCAUCGACAACGCCGCCUGCGGCUGGACACACUUCAUGUCCAAGGUCAGUAUAAAACUAGAAUGAGAAAGAAAGAAAGAAACACACAAACACACAAAAAAACAGAGAUGAAUAGUACAUCUAGUAGUAGUAGCCUGGUUGGAAAGUUCAGAGCGUCCAAGGUCACUAUCAAUUACAUGAGAGCUUUAUAUGAUUCUGGUGGGCGUUCUGAUUCAGACUGACACAGGAAGAGCAGUGGAACUUGAGUACUGUAUAUUGAUCUGGCCACAGACAGCAGGCGUGCAGUAAUAUGAGCACUGAUAAUCCGCUCUGAACAGGAUGCAAAGCUCCAUUCAAUAGUCCCAGGAUUCAUCCCAAAUGGCACCCUAUUCCAUAUAUAGUGCACUACUUUUGACCAGAGCCCAGGGCAGGGACUAUUAUUACCAGUGUUGCCGAUAUAGACGUUUCCUGUGCUCUUGGCGGUUGGCACUGCACUGUGGCUGCCAUCUGCUCCAACCCUUCUAACCUGUGUGUGUUUGUGGGUCUUUCGGAGGGGUUGAGAUCAAGGCAGAAGACAAUUUUCCAUUGACUGCAAGGAAAAUGGAUCAAUAAAGUAUUAUUCUUCUUGUUCCAGGUCAGUGUGGAUAUCUUCAAGGGUUUUCCGGAUGAGGACAGCAUCGUCAACUACACACUGAACCAAGCUUACCAUGAUAACAUCUCAGUGUUUGCCAGUGAGUACACUAACCACUGCAGUGGACAGACUACUUGAUUUAAUCAUAAGAAAGGAUAGGAUAUGACAACUUUAGUGUCCAUUACAUUAUCACAAAAUGGAAAUGUGUCUUUGGCACUCGAUCAGGCUUUACAGUAAAAACAGAUAAUGGCUAAUGGCCAGGCCCAGGUAGCCAGAUGGAUAUGACUGAAAGGGCAGCAGCUGUGGCAUGCAGCUAGCCUCCAAUCGGAAUAGACUUCAUAUUAUGAGGAAAUCAUGUAAAAUAUAUAUUGUACAUAAUGUCCCCCUCCCUUUCGACCAGGUGUGAUAUUCCAGACCAACAUAGAUGGCUCCCUGCCUCCUCAUGUCCUCUAUAAGAUCAGACAGAACUCUAGUUUCACAGAGAAAACCAACGAGAUCCGCCGGGCCUACUGGCGCCCGGGGCCCAACACGGGGGGAAAGUUCUACUUCCUCUACGGCUUUGUGUGGAUCCAGGGUACGUGACCAGAAUCCUCCAUCUUGUCUACGGAAGUGUUGUAAAUGUAGACUGAAAUGUUGUCAACUCUAGCCAACUCUAGCCAAGUUUAGCCAACUGUAGCUAACUUGAGCCAACUUUAGCCAACUCUAGACAAUUAUAUCCAAUUCUAUCCAAUUCUAUCCAACUCUAGACAGCUCUAGCCAUUAUCAUCAGCAUCAUAGCCACAAAGGCAUUAAAGGGAUACUUCGGGAUUUUGGCACUAUAUCUACUUAUUUCUCUCUGUGUCCAGUAUGAAGGAAGUUAGAGGUAGUUUCGCGAGCCAAUGCUAACUAGUGUUAGCACAAUGACUGGAAGUCUAUGGGUAUCUGCUAGCAUGCCAAAAUCACAAAGUACCCCUUUAACCAAAGCAGAAUAGAUUGGCACCCUGGCUAUAUCAAAUUAAUUCAAAUGAAGAACACUGUUGGCUCUAAUUAGUGUUUUAUACAGAAUUUUAAUGCUGGUAUGGCAUUUCCAAAUGUUGUUGUGUCGUUGGUAUGUUUCUCAUUCCUCUUGCUUAGUAGUAAUGAAGACGUCUCAAAACUCAAAGCUGUACUUGUUGUUUCAGCGUUAUCUGCCGAAGGCAACACUAUAAAUAGGCUAUACAUAGACUAAAGACUAUAGACUAUAUAUCACAUGCCAAACGCACGUUCACGGAGGACACAAUUGUUAUGUCAAACUUAUUUUUUGCUGUUGUUUUAUUAAGAUAAGGAUUUAUUGGGGUAAACUGCUUACCCUAGUGAUCCUGAGGUUGGCACACCUGUGUGGGUACCAACGCCAAGCUGCAGAUCCAGCACUUUCUCUCUGUAUGUUUAGGGGAAAACCUGAUGGGAAGGCUUACUCACUAAGGUGUAGAGUGGCCCUGUCAUCUCUGCUGCAUCUCUGCUGUGUGUGUGUGUGUGUGUGUCGGCAUGCGUGUUUGCAUGCCUGCAUGCGUGUGUCCUCAGAUAUGAUGGAGAGAGCCAUCAUUAACACGUUUGUGGGCCAUGACGUGGUGGAGCCUGGCAACUAUGUUCAGAUGUUCCCUUACCCCUGCUACACCAGAGACGAGUAA